AAACUCAGAUGAGUGUGACAUCUCAACACUCAACCACGUCCCAACGACCUGUGUGAGCACACAGCCUCUGUGUGUGUUUGGUGAUAACCUUUAAUCUUUAAAACGAUCACUUGAAGUAAAUAAUCAAUCUUAUGUUGGUUUUACAAUAGUACCGAGUGAAUAUAAUGUGCAGAUUCACGGAUAUGUUGUGCAAAAAAGUGUUCAUUUUUUUUGUGUGUGCUGUGGCGUUAACUUAUGCACAACAAUGCAACAACAACGUGAGGUGCAUAAACCUGGAUCAGUGUCCCGGCUUGUACACAGAACUGCAACAGCAUCCCGAUAACAAUUAUCUACAUAAUUUAUUAAAACAAUUGCACUGCGGAUUUGCUGGAAUCACGCCGAUGAUUUGUUGCCCGCAAGAGUUUAUGUACAACACGCAAACAUCGAACCGCGGUGGUGAUGUCGGGGUCAGAUCUCCCGCAGACCUCCUCCCGGACCUCAAGACAUGCGGCGUUAUGAACAACGACCGGAUAUUCGGCGGCAACCUCACAGAGAUCGACGAGCACCCGUGGAUGGCAUUGGUCAAAUACAAAAAGUUGGUGGGGAGUGGCUUCUACUGCGGAGGAGUGCUGAUCUCGUCCAGAUACGUGCUGACCGCGGCCCAUUGUGUAAAGGGGUCAGACCUUCCGGAGUCUUGGAAAGUUUCAGAGGUCCGGCUCGGAGAAUGGGACACAUCCAGCGACAUCGACUGCGCGCGGCCCGACGACUGCGCGCCGCGCCCGCUCGACGUGCCGGUGGAGGAGAUCAUAGCGCACGAACAAUACGUGCCUACCGACAACCACCAGCAGAAUGACAUCGCGCUGCUGAGGCUGGCCUACGACGUGCCUUUCAAUGACUUUGUGAAGCCGAUAUGUCUACCUGUUGCCCCAUCUUUGCGAAGGCAGACAUUCGAGGGGGCAGACAUGGAGGUGGCCGGAUGGGGAAAAACGGAAACAAAAUCAUCGUCAGACGUCAAAUUGAAGGUCGUGGUGCCAGUCGUCAGUAAAAGCGAUUGUCAGACAGUGUACCGGAGGGCCGGACGUGUCAUAUCAGAGAACCAGAUGUGUGCGGGGGGCCUGGCGGGACAAGACUCCUGCAGGGGAGACUCUGGGGGGUCUCUGAUGGGGCAGGUCUCUGCCAUGAACUGGAUGGCCAUCGGCGUGGUAUCUUACGGACCCUCGCCAUGCGGGACCCCUGGGUGGCCCGGGGUGUAUACUAGAGUCACUGCUUACAUGGACUGGAUACUUUCUAAGCUGAGGCCUUAAUUUUGUAUUGUAAUUUUAUAAAUAUUUGUAACAAGGCAGUAGAUGUUUCACAUGAAAUUAAAGAGAUGUCGCUAUCACUGUCGAUUGCUUCUUGGCUUUGAAGUGCCGAGUGCGGGAACACUGUGCCAUGUUCUAGUCAUCAUCAGCCCACCAACCCGCAUCGGAGCAGCGUGGUGGGUCUAAGCUCCAUAUUCCCUCUCCUGUAAAGAGAUCUGACCCUGUAGUCAUGAUCAUCAGGCCUCUUACAUGGACUUUCAAAACAGUGUCUGUCAGCAUCCAGCUUGAUGUCCUCAGUCCACCUAGUGGUGGGUGACCAACACUUUUCGGUGCCAGGGACUGCAAUGUCCAUUGUUUUUUCGAACUAUGUGGCCUGCCCAUUACCACUAUAGCUUCGCGACUCGCUGGGCUGUGUCAGCCUAUUUCAAAUGAUAAUGAUGAUGAUGAUGAUGAUGAUGAUGAUGAUGAUGAUGAUAAUUAUGAUUAAGUAUGUCAUUUAAUAGAUAACAACAUUUUCAUGCCAUUUCUAUUGCCUUGUUAUCUUAUAAGAUCUUAUAAUAAAUUUAGAUUGAAGUAUGUA
This is a messenger RNA of Bicyclus anynana (squinting bush brown), 1860 nucleotides long. RefSeq names its product CLIP domain-containing serine protease HP8. The transcript has 7 exons. The record is from RefSeq and is a predicted model, not a curated record. Gene Ontology annotation, biological process: proteolysis. NCBI's taxonomy places the organism in Eukaryota, Metazoa, Arthropoda, Insecta, Lepidoptera, Nymphalidae. Gene Ontology annotation, molecular function: serine-type endopeptidase activity. The coding region runs from base 165 to 1283 and encodes 372 amino acids.